Molecule: messenger RNA, 1077 nt
Organism: Cryptomeria japonica (Japanese cedar)
Lineage: Eukaryota; Viridiplantae; Streptophyta; Pinopsida; Cupressales; Cupressaceae
Product: protopine O-dealkylase-like
Exons: 4
Coding region: 1-1077 (358 amino acids)
Source: RefSeq, a predicted model, not a curated record
AUGGUGUUUGAUCCCUCCAAUGAAACUUCAAAAAGGUUUUCAGUUCCUAUCGUUCAGGAAUUAGCAUCUCAGAACCUUCAAAGCCUUCCUCAAAGAUAUAUCAGAUCAGAGAAAGAGCGACCAAUUACCUUUCCUUAUCCUCAUCCGGACAUCCCCAUAAUUGAUAUGGACAUGCUUUUGAGAGAUUCUGAUCUGUGCCGGCAAAAGAAAUUGGAAAAACUUGGUAUCACAUGCCAGCAAUGGGGAUUUUUUCAGGUUGAAAGAAUGAAGGCAAUUGUAAGGGAAUUCAUUGAGCUACCUCUGAAGGAAAAGCUCAAGUACGAAAUGCAAGAUAUUGAAGGCCAUGUGCAGUCCUUUAUAGCCUCAGAUGGCCAAAUACUGGACUGGGCAGAUAUUGUGUCCUUGACAACUCUACCUCUAGAAAAUAGAAAAAUGGAUUUUUGGCCAACAACGCCAUCGGAUUUAAGAUAUGUAAAACGAAUGAAUUACUAUCCACCCUGCCCAAGACCAGAUCUGGUUUUAGGCUUAAGCCCUCAUUCAGAUGGAAAUACUUUAACAGUAUUGUUGCAGGAUGAUGAAACAGUUGGGCUACAGAUCUGUAAGGAUGGUGAAUGGAUUCCUGUUAAUCCAAUCCCUGGUGCCCUGGUUAUCAAUAUUGGGGACAUGCUUGAGGGACUAAGCAAUGGACUAUAUAAGAGCAUUGAACAUAGAGCGGUCACAAACAUCGACAGAGAUCGAAUCUCCAUUGCCAUGUUUUACUGUCUAGACAAGGAAACAGAAGUGGGUCCUGUUCCUGAGCUCAUAGAUGAGUUGCAUCCCUGUCAAUACAACAGUUGUGCAACCAAAAUACCCUCUAGAAUCGUCAUUUCUCUGCAACCAAACCUCGAAAAUCGUGUCUUUAAAAAUCUGAAAAAAUUACAAACAAAAACUACCAUAUUAAUUCGGUCGCAUAAAGUUUCCCAAACAAUGCAAACACACGACAAUAGAUCAUCAACCCCUCCACCAUUGUCAGCUACUACUUCGUCCUUGGAAUCCCAUUCAUCAAACAAGGCCAUUACAGUCGUCUGCUUCUUCUAG